AUGGCUCACAACGCGGCCGCCGCAGCUGAUCACGGCCAAGGCAUCCGGACGUCGUCGAGGUGCGUCGUGGACGGCGCGACACACGAUUUCGUGGUGAUCAACUACCCGCUGCUCGAUGGCAUGUGCAUCCGAAACUGCGUAAUCUCCAGUGCGUUCAGGGUCGGCGGCUACGAUUGGAGCAUCAUGUUCUACCCGGACGGAGUGGAAGUAGCCGGCUACGCGUCAGUCUACUUGUGUUAUCUCAGCCAGGCCAAGGGCGGGGUGAGGACAAGCUUCACCUUAACCAUGCUGGACGAUCAAGGCAACGUACAUGCAACGCCGGAGCUGCCUGGCCGCCUCCACCGCGCCCUCAAGAACGGGAGAGGCACCGACAUCACCCUCCUCGUGGGCGGCAGGGCGUUCAGCGCGCACAAGUUCAUGCUGGCCGCGCAGUCGCCGGUCUUCGAAGCUCAGCUCUUUGGCCCGAUGGCGCAGAAGGACAUGCGGUGGAUCAAGGUUGUCGACAUGGAGCCGGCCAUCUUCGAGAUGCUUCUUCACUACAUCUACACGGAUUCACUGCCGCCGUGUGGCGAAGACAAUUACGAUACAGCCACGAUGCAGCAUUUGCUAGUCGCCGCGGACCGGUACGGGCUGGAGAGGUUGUGUUGA
Messenger RNA from Triticum dicoccoides, 648 nucleotides. Its product is annotated as BTB/POZ and MATH domain-containing protein 1-like. NCBI's taxonomy places the organism in Eukaryota, Viridiplantae, Streptophyta, Magnoliopsida, Poales, Poaceae. Gene Ontology annotation, molecular function: protein binding. The transcript is spliced from 2 exons. Gene Ontology annotation, biological process: protein ubiquitination. The record is from RefSeq and is a predicted model, not a curated record. Bases 1 to 648 code for a protein of 215 amino acids.